This is a messenger RNA of Sesamum indicum (sesame), 780 nucleotides long. RefSeq names its product putative E3 ubiquitin-protein ligase RHC1A. The record is from RefSeq and is a predicted model, not a curated record. NCBI's taxonomy places the organism in Eukaryota, Viridiplantae, Streptophyta, Magnoliopsida, Lamiales, Pedaliaceae. Gene Ontology annotation, cellular component: cytoplasm. Gene Ontology annotation, biological process: protein ubiquitination. Gene Ontology annotation, molecular function: ubiquitin protein ligase activity.
AUGACUAAUGAAGAAAACAACCAAAGACCGAGGUUUAUGGAAGCCGUCUCAAACUUUCUCAGACAACAGAUGGCUCUAAGAAGCAACACGUCUGAUGUUGGAGGGACAUCUGGUCCUCUGAAUGGUAAUUCAUGGAACUCAUUCCUGGUUUUCAGUGGAGAUAUGCCCGUCAGCAUGCCUGGCAGUGGUGGGCUUGUAGAGAUCCUUAAUGAAACUCUAGGAUUUAGACGAGAAAACGGGGGCGAUUACUUUAUUGGACCGGGAGUUGAAGAAUUCUUUGAACACGCUACCCGUAAUGGUUUGCGUGUCUCUCUCCCAGCUUCAAGAACCUUGAUUGAUGCCUUACCAACAAUCAAGAUUUCAAAGAAGCAUGUUCGUGUUGACUUAACCUGUGCCAUUUGUCAAGAAAGAUUCGAGCUGGGUUCUCAAGUAAGAAAGCUUCCAUGCAAACAUUUAUAUCACUCAGAUUGUAUUGUGUCAUGGCUAGAACAACGCAGUUCAUGUCCUGUCUGCCGCCAACAGCUAACUAGUCAGCAAAUGACCAGUGGCUCCGAUAAUCAGAACUCAAGAGAACCAAGUAGAGGUAGGAGUAGCAGCAGGAGAGUGGGUAGUCGAGAGGAUAGAACUGCAAAUCAGGGAGCGAAGAGGCGGUGGUCAUUCAUGUGGCCCUUUGGUUCGUCCCGAUCCAAUCCUAACCGUCAUGAGACUAUUGAAGCUCGUACAGAUCCCUACCAGCAAAAUGGCCACCAGUCAGAGUAUUCCCACUGGCCUUUCGAAUAG